UCGGCGGCCCCGGCCCCCCGCGCCCCCGCCGCGCUGGGGCCCCGCUCCAGCGCUGUUUGUUUGCUCCAAGCCCUGUUUGCUCUCCCCUUCCGCUCCACGUGAUGCUCCGGGCCAAAAAUCGCCCUCCCCGUCCCCGGGCCGGCGCGGACAGCGCGGCCGCUCCAGGAUGAUGGUGGGCUGGGCGGUGCGGGCGCUGGUGAUGCUCCCGCUGGGGCUGUGCUGGCCCCGAGAGAAAUUCCUCAGUGCUCUGGAUGCAGAAGCUGUUUUUUCCUAUUUUGGAACCAGCUCGGUGGCUGAUGUACCUGAGUUUGUUGUGGCUGAGCCAACUUGUCCUUGCAAAGAAGAGCAGGUUGGGCUGACGCUCUGUGGGAUCCAGCGCUGCUCCAUCGAGGCCUGGGGAGAGCUCUUUGCCUUUGAAUUUCUGGAGGACCACGCCCUCCUUUCCCCAUCCUUUGUGAGCAGUCAAGUGGUGAACUCCUCCUUUAGCUUCCUGAAGAGAUUCCCAGGGAACUGCUUUGCAGGUGGACACCCCCUGCAGCCUCCUGGGGCCACGAGCAGAGUCACUUACUGUGAAGGGCAGCUGCAAGGAGUUGUUGCUGUGGAUGAGGAAAAGAUCCACAUCGUGCCAGUGAGAAGCAAAGAUGUGGCUCUGCUCAAGGAUCUUGGCUUCUCCAGACCCCACAUUCUCUUCAGAAGUGCUGCAGGAGAGGCAAAGACAGCAAGAGCAGGGCGGGGUCCUCCUCGCCUGCAGAAGAGGGCUGAGGGAGCUGUCAAACAUCUGGAGCUGAUGGUGGUGGCCGGUCCAGAUGUUUUCUCAUACCACAGAGAGGACACAGAGCGAUACAUUCUUGCCAACCUGAACAUCGGAGCAGAGCUGCUCAGGGAUGCCUCACUGGGGGCUCAUUUCAGGGUUCAUCUUAUGCAAAUGCUGGUUUUGAGGGAGCCAGAGGCAGAGCUGAACAUCACCACGAACAUCACCUCCUCGCUGAUCAGCGUUUGUGAGUGGAGCACGAAGGUGAACCCCCAGAACGACUCUGACCCCCAGCACGCUGACAUUGUCCUCUACAUCACCAGGUUUGACCUGGAGUUACCUGAUGGGAACAAGGAGUUACGUGGAGUGACCCAGUUAGGGGGAGUCUGCUCCUCAUUCUGGAGCUGUGUGAUUACCCAGGACACUGGCUUUGACCUUGGAGUCACCAUAGCCCAUGAGAUUGGGCACAGCCUUGGAAUCUCCCACGAUGGAGAGGGCAAUCAGUGCAGCAGCAGUGGUUACAUCAUGGGUUCAGCAGGAAACCACAACAGCAUCGACCUCACGUGGUCACCGUGCAGUCGGGAACAGUUCCUGGCCCUUGUCAGUACAGGCCAAACAAGCUGCUUGAAUGACCUGCCGGACAUGGACGGCAGCAUCCCUGGAUGGAAGCCUGGCUUGUACUACGGAGCAGAUGAGCAAUGUAAAAUAGCCUUUGGGAGUGUUGCCACAGCUUGCACCUUUGCUGACAGCAAUGUUGACAUAUGUAAAGUUCUCUCGUGCCAUGUACAACCAACAGACAAGUCCAGCUGUACUCGGCUUCUGGUUCCCCUCUUGGAUGGAACGGAGUGUGGGAUCAAUAAGUGGUGCUCCAAGGGCCAGUGCAGCUCUCUGGAAGAACUGAACCCCAUGGCUGUGGUCCAUGGGCAGUGGUCAGCCUGGAGCCCCUUCUCCCCCUGCUCCCGCAGCUGCGGCGGCGGAGUCGUGGUGAGGCAGCGGUUUUGCAACAACCCCAGGCCUGCUUUUGGGGGGCAGGAAUGCCGCGGUGCCAGCGUCCAAGCGGAGAUGUGCAACACCCAGGCCUGUCUGACUACCCAGCAGGACUUUAUGGCUGAACAAUGUGCAGCAACAAAUUUAAAGCCAUUGUAUCUUACUGUAGAAACACCGUCCUUUUAUAACUGGACUUCUGCUGUUGGCUUUGCCAAAGGGGACCUGCUCUGCAAGCACAUGUGCAGGGCCAUUGAGAAGGAAUUCAUGGUGAGCCGUGGGGACAGUUUCACAGAUGGAACCAGGUGUGAGCACGAGGACUCUGAGCACCACGGGCCUUUCCAUCUCUGCAUAAUGGGAAGCUGCAGAGCAUUCGGGUGUGACGGCCAGAUGGACUCUGAGAAGAUAAUGGAUUCCUGCAAGGUCUGUGGGGGUGAUAACUCCACCUGCACCCAAGUGCGUGGAUCUUACAUGGAAGGAAAAGCUAAAGAGUAUGUGACAUUCCUGUCCCUGCCCUACAACACCACCUCUGUCCACGUUACCAACCGGAGACCUCUCUUCACACACCUCGCUGUGAAGGUUAAAGGAGAGUAUGUGGUUGCUGGAAAAGGAAAAAUCUCGCAGAAUGUCACCCACCCGUCAGUCCUGGAGGACAACCAGAUCAGAUACAAAGUGUUCCUCACCAAGGACAACCUGCCAAGCCUGGAGGAAAUCCAUGUGGAUGGGCCAACACGAGAAGAAAUUGAAAUACAGGUCUACAGAAGGUACUCAAAAGAAUAUGGCAAUGCCACCAACCCAGACAUCACCUUCAGCUACUCUGUCCCCAGAGAGAAUCUGACUUAUCUGUGGAUUCCUCAGCAGGGACCGUGUUCAGUGACCUGUGGGGAAGGGACACGACCAGUGGUUCAUGUCUGCUUUGAUCAGACAAAGACUGAAAUCACAGAGGAUCAGUGGUGUCAGGAGCUCCCACGGCCCCUUCCAGAGCACAAGCCCUGUGCCAUGGAGCAGUGCCUGUACAGGUGGAAGAUGUCUCAGAGAGAUGAAUGCUCUGCUGUCUGUGGAACUGGAGUUGCCCAGCAGAAUCUGACCUGUGUUCAGUUUCGUGAUGGAUUGGAGACUGUGGUGGAUGACAGCCUGUGCCCAGCAGAGGAAAAGCCCCUCUCCCUUGUGCCCUGUGUGGUCAGUGUCUGCCCUUUAGGAUGGGACAAAGAGGAAGAUGCACACUUGCUUCAGCCUCUGGAGUCGCUUGGGCAUAUCCCACUGGAAAAUCGGACUGUGUAUGUCUGGAGCCCUGUAGCUGGAGAGUGUUCUGUCUCCUGUGGUAGAGGUAAGACUCAGCUGCAGUAUGUUUGUGUGGCUUUUGACACCAAAGAAGAAACCCAAGAAGAAAACUGUCAUCCAGUGCCAAAGCCAGAGAGCAGGAUGGAAGUCUGUGAUCUCAGUCCCUGCCCACCAAGGUGGAAGGUGACCCCAGCUGGGCCCUGCUCCUCCAGCUGUGGGCUCGGCUUAGCUGUGCAGCUGGUCACCUGUGUGCAGAUCCGCCAAGGCAAGGAGGUUUUGCAGGAGGAACAUUUGUGCCCCGUGGCAGAGAAGCCCCCCACCAGUGUCCCCUGUGUCAUCAGAACGUGCUCUUACGAGUGGGGCUUCAGCGAGUGGUCAGAGUGCUCAGCCUCCUGUGGGAAUGGCAUUCAGACACGGCGGGAUUUCUGCCUCCACUCGCAGACCCGCAGGCACGUGGACCCCGUUUUCUGCCGCCGCUUCCCCAAGGCCAUCGUGGUGCGUGGCUGCUCCUCGGGGCCCUGUCCUGAGCAGCUGGGGACCAGGUCCCCUGGGGCAGAGCUGCAGCCGGUGACACCAGCCACACACCUGACAGCAGCUGCAGCUGGCAGGGAGGAGAGAUACAAGGGCCUGGACCUGCCUCCGUCUGCUGUGCCUCGGGAGCAGACAAAGACCGGCGGAGGUGUCUGUGGAAACCUGUUUCUCAAUGCCACUGGGAUCAUCAACAUGUUGGGUGUGCAGAGCAGCGACUGCACCGUGGCCAUUGGGCGGCCCCUCGGGGAGGAGAUCACACUCAGGAUCCUGGAGAGCUCCCUCAACUGCAGCGCAGGUGAGGUAGUGCUGUUUUCUGGGCGGAUGAUGUGGCGGACAGGCUGCAGGAAGCUCCCUUUGUCCCUGAUAAAUUCCAGAACGAACACACUGAUUGUGAAACAGCGAGUUGUGCUGCCAGGAAACGGGGUCAUUCUUCAGUACAGCAGCAGAACUGCAACUAAAAAAUAUUACCAAGACUGUGACAAGCAGCUGUUUGGUCCCCAAGGUGAAAUAGUGAAUCCUGUGCAGUUGCCUGACCAAAGGCAAGAAUACGUGUGCCGGACCUUCAUCGACGUGGCUCCCCAGCACCGCAUAGCCAUCCGUGCCCUCUACACUGACCUGGGCACUGGGGGCAACCACACACACUUCAACUACAUCCUGGUCCGUGAUGUGAGCACCAUGAAGACGAUGGUGUUCCAUGGGAAACAGCAAUUCCUCUGGCAGUCAACAGGCAGCCAAGCUGAAAUUGAAUUCCAUGACAAUGUUAAGGAUCACCCAAUCAAUUUCUGGGCUGAAUAUCACGCUAUUGAGCACAAAUAAAAGUGGCCAGGGCCACUGCACUGAGAAAGGCUGUGGAGCAGUUAGUCACUGCUGCCUGUUCAGUGCUCGAGGGCACUCAAGUCAUUUAAUCUUCUUACAACUGCUUCCCCACCUGUUGAGUAAGAACAGUAUCUCCUGACUCCUUUGGGACCUCAGUUAAUAUUGGUAAAGGUUAUGCAAAAGACAUGUAACCACCAAAUAUUUAGCAAAUAUUCCUCAUAUGGAUUUUCUGUCUGUUUUGGUUGGAUUUCAUGCAGGUGGUGCCUUGGACACUGAAGUCUCAGGGUCCUGCUUCUGUAAUAUGCUGUGACCUCUUAGGAGAGUAAUUUAAUUUCUCAGUGUCCCAGUAGAAACCUCUGUACCCCACCAGUAGCUGCAGUUAUGGUUUAGCCAUACAUACACUCUCUUGCAGUGUAAACACCCCUCAAAACAGGGGCCCAGUGAAAUUCUACGAUGUUACAAAGAAGGCAGAGCUGUGUUUGAGGAUGAACUGCCAGCACAAGGAGACGUGUGCAGGGCAGUGCCACACGAGGACAGGUCGCUCAAAGCUUGAAUGUUUUCAGGAGCUGGCUGAACUUGAGGCACUGCUGACCUGGGCAAGCCCUGGUGACACUGGCUUUAUGUGGGAGGACUAAAUGACAUCCUGAGGUCCCUCCCCAGCCACCCAUUCUGUGCUUCAACUAUUAUAACAGUGAUACCACCACUUCUUUUCUGGGAGAAAAAUAAAAGAAUUAAGUCUCUUAAUUCCAGGUUUGAUGCCAAGACUCACUUAUUCAAAUAUGAACAGUAGCUGUGCUUUUAACCUGUAUCUUCAUUUUGCAGGACGGUGGUUGAGACUGCAUGGGCAAGUUGUAGCAGGGAGAGGGAUUUUAGAGCAGUGGCAAAUAUUAGCUCGAAUUUCACUUAAAUGUAUUUUUUAGGUUAUUUUUUUUUUUAAAUAUCUUGAACACUGGACUGUGCUUUGGUCCAAAUCUGUCAUCUUCCAAUCAGAAUAUACUGCUUUAGGGGUGUUUUCUGCACCUGGAGCCUGGCUGAACACAUCUGCACUUGCUCUUAAUGCUGGAUGCAAUAAGUGGUUCUGCCUGGGCAGUUUUAA
Molecule: messenger RNA, 5459 nt
Organism: Empidonax traillii (willow flycatcher)
Lineage: Eukaryota; Metazoa; Chordata; Aves; Passeriformes; Tyrannidae
Gene: ADAMTS13
Product: ADAM metallopeptidase with thrombospondin type 1 motif 13
Exons: 29
Coding region: 167-4363 (1398 amino acids)
Biological process (GO): proteolysis; extracellular matrix organization
Cellular component (GO): extracellular matrix
Molecular function (GO): metalloendopeptidase activity
Source: RefSeq, a predicted model, not a curated record